Messenger RNA from Artibeus jamaicensis (Jamaican fruit-eating bat), 1377 nucleotides. It is a transcript of the gene KRT36, whose product is annotated as keratin 36. Lineage: Eukaryota; Metazoa; Chordata; Mammalia; Chiroptera; Phyllostomidae. Gene Ontology annotation, molecular function: structural molecule activity. The coding region runs from base 1 to 1377 and encodes 458 amino acids. The record is from RefSeq and is a predicted model, not a curated record. The transcript has 7 exons.
AUGGCUACCCAGCUCUGCUCCCCCAUCUUCUCUUCAGGGUCUGUCAAGGGCCUCUGCGGCUCGGCAGCUGGCACUUCUCGGGUGUCCGCUGCCUGCUCCAUGGGCUCCUUCCGGGCUCCCAGUCUUGCUGGUGCUGCGGGAUCUGCCUCUACUGGCAGGAUGGGCUUCUCCAGCCCUGGGAGCUGCUCCUACCUGUCCUCUGGGUGUGCCCCCUCUGGCUUUGCUGGGACUGGGUCCUGGUUCUGCGAGGGCUCCUUCAAUGGCAGCGAGAAGGAGACCAUGCAGUUCCUGAACGAUCGUCUGGCCAACUACCUGGAGAAGGUGCGGCAGCUGGAGCGGGAGAAUGCGGAGCUGGAGUGCCGCAUCCGGGAGUGGUACGAGACCCAGAUCCCGUACAUCUGCCCAGACUACCAGUCCUACUUCAAGACCAUCGAGGAGCUGCAGCAGAAGAUCCUGCUGACCAAGGCUGAGAAUGCCAGGCUGGUCCUGCAAAUUGACAAUGCCAAGCUGGCUACCGAUGACUUUCGGACCAAGUACGAGACGGAGCUGGGCCUGCGGCAGCUGGUGGAGGCCGACACCAACGGCCUGCGCAGGAUGCUGGACGAGCUGACCCUGUGCAGGGCCGACCUGGAGGCCCAGGUGGAGUCCCUGAAGGAGGAGCUGCUCUGCCUCAAGAAGAACCACGAGGAGGAAGUCAGCACACUGCGGUGUCAGCUCGGGGACCGGCUGAACGUGGAGGUGGAUGCCGCCCCCCCUGUGGAUCUCAACAAGAUCCUGGAUGAGAUGAGGUGCCAGUACGAGGCCCUGGUGGAGAAUAACCGCAGAGACGUGGAGGCCUGGUUCAACACCCAGACCCAGGAGCUGAACCAGCAGGUGGUAUCCAGCUCUGAGCAGCUGCAGUGCUGCCAGACAGAGAUCAUCGAGCUGAGACGUAACGUCAACGCCCUGGAGAUCGAGCUGCAGGCCCAGCAUAGCAUGCGGAACUCCCUGGAGUCCACCCUGGCGGAGACCGAGGCCCGCUACGGCUCCCAGCUGGCCCAGAUGCAGUGCCUGAUCAGCAACGUGGAGGCCCAGCUGGCCGAGAUUCGCUGUGAUCUGGAGCGGCAGAACCAAGAGUACCAGGUGCUGCUGGACGUCAAGGCCCGGCUGGAAUCGGAGAUCGCCACCUACCGCCGCCUGCUGGAGGGAGAAGACUGCAAGCUUCCUGCCCACCCCUGUGCCGCAGAAUGCAAGCCUGCCGUUAGGGUUCCUUACGUCUCCAGCGUGUCCUGCGCCCCGGCUCCCCAGGUCAGCACCCAGAUUCGAACCAUCAAGGAUGAGAUCAGAGACGGGAAAGGCAUGUCCUCCAGGGAGCACAUGAAGGCCUGCCAGCUGUAG